This is a messenger RNA of Miscanthus lutarioriparius, 948 nucleotides long. The record is from the annotation of a GenBank genome assembly. NCBI's taxonomy places the organism in Eukaryota, Viridiplantae, Streptophyta, Magnoliopsida, Poales, Poaceae.
AUGAGGGAGGAGCAGGCGGCGCCAAAGCCGGAGGCCGCGGCCACGGCGCUGGAGCUGACGGGGUUCGUCAUGAGCGCAGAGGAGGCCGAGCGCAAGGCGGCGGCCGCCGGCGUGGCGACCGUGCAGGACCUGCUGCCGCUUCUGGUCCCGUCCGCGAGGAAGCGCGCGCGCGCCCCGAUCUCGCACUUCCAAGUGGGCGCCGUGGGGCUGGGCGCCAGCGGCCGCGUCUACGCCGGCGUCAACCUCGAGUUCCGCGGCCUCCCGCUGUGCCACUCCGUCCACGCGGAGCAGUUCCUCGUGGCCAACGCCGCCGCCGCGGGGGAGUCCGCGCUGCGCGCCGUCGCCGUCUCCCACAUGCCCUGCGGCCACUGCCGUCAGUUCCUCCAGGAGAUCCGCGGCGCGGCGGGCAUCCAGAUCCUCGUGACCAGCGACGCCGAGCAGGGCUGCGCGCCCGAGUGGCGCACGGUGGCGUCCCUCCUCCUCCGCCCCUUCGGGCCCCACGAUCUCCUCGACGAGAGUGUGCCCCUCGUCCUCGAGGCGCACGACAACGCCCUGGGCGAUCCCGUCGUCACCGCGGUCGCCAAUGGCUUCGCCCCCGGCGACCUGGAUGCGCGCCUGAAGGAGGCCGCGGAGGCGGCCGCGCGGGCGGCGCACGUGCCGUACAGCCAGUGUCCGUCGGGCUUCGCGGUGGCGGACGGCGACGGCAGGAUCUACGCCGGUGGCUGCCUGGAGUCCGCCGCCUACAACCCGACGCUGGGCCCCGUCCAGGCGGCCAUCAUUGCGAUGGUGGCGGCCGGAGGCGGCCCCGCCGGGGACGUGGUCGCGGCGGCGCUCGUGGAGAAGGAGCAGGCGGCGGUGGCCCAGGAGGCGACGACCAGGAUCUUCCUCGACGCCGUGGCCCCACAUGCCAGCUUCCACGUCUACAAGUACAGGCCGUCCGAUGCUUGA